CGCUGGCUAGUUCACAGCAAGCUGACGGACGUGGCGAUUUUAUACCAACAUCACAUCCAUGUUUACUUAUAUUGUGUAUGGUUGUCGGUCACACGCCGUUCGUUGUGUGUCGGUCGUGCGAGCGCCUUUCGUUUGCUUUCAUAAUCCAACCAAGCGGUUCUGCUCCUUUCAGUUACAAUCUGAGUGCCGCCUUCAAAGUGUCGCGAAUUUCGAUCGCCGAGAUCGAUCCGCAUCGGUCGCCUUCGGUUCCAAGUUGCAAGAAACUUAAAACAUGAUCGGAGAAUGAUCGAAUAAUUCUUGGUGGUUGAUCUGGGAUUCCCGUGAUUUGAAAACACUGAUGAUGUGAGUGGAAUUUGCUUUUGAGAAGAAAGUUUUUGUGACUACAGACUUUGAAAAAUGAAGCAAUCAUUUGGUGGUGGUUAAACAAAGAUUGCGGAAAACAAGAAGUUGACAAGUGUGUUGUAUAGGAAAACAAAAAAACUGUUCGCUAAGUGAUAAAUAUUAAGAAGCUAUAAAGUGAUAGUUUUAAUUGGAAUAACUGAGACAACGAUUUAGCUCGGUGUUGCUGGAUAGCCCACUGUCAAACCGAAAGCCACAGUAGGCGUGGAACCAGCACGCAAUGGGACCUAACGACAACAACAACGUUAUGGAAGAUGAUCCCAGCCUGCCGGAUCUACCCAACAACCUCAUAGUGACGGAUGACAUUUUGGACCUUAUCAUUGGUAUAAUCGACAAAGAGAUGCCACCAACAGCGCCACAGCCGAAGCACGUCGUCAUCACCGAGCAGCCCCAGUCGAAGGCGCUGCGGUUCCGGUAUGAGUGCGAAGGCCGUUCCGCCGGGUCGAUUCCCGGCGUCCACAGCACCCCCGAGCAGAAGACCUUCCCGGGCAUCGAAAUCCGCGGCUACAAAGGCCGCGCCGUGGUCGUAGUGUCCUGCGUGACCAAAGAUCCGCCCUAUCGGCCCCAUCCGCACAACCUGGUCGGCAAGGAGGGCUGCAAGAAGGGCGUCUGCACGGUCGAGAUCAACAGCAGCACCAUGAGCUACACCUUCAGCAACCUGGGCAUCCAGUGCGUCAAGAAGAAGGACAUCGAAGAAGCGCUCCGAUUGCGCGAGGAAAUCCGGGUGGAUCCGUUCAAAACUGGAUACGGUCACGCCAAGCAACCCGCCACCAUCGAUCUCAAUGCCAUCCGUCUGUGCUUCCAGGUGUUCCUGGAGGGUCAACAGCGCGGCCGGUUUACGGAACCGCUGCAGCCGGUCGUGUCCGAUGUGAUCUACGAUAAGAAAGCCAUGUCCGAUCUGGUGAUCUGUAAGUUAAGUGACGUUACGGCUCCGGUAGCCGGCGGUCGGGAGAUUAUCCUGCUGUGCGAGAAGGUCGCCAAGGAGGACAUCGCGGUGCGCUUCUACGAGGAACAGCACGGCAACAUCGUUUGGGAAGAGUACGGCGAAUUUCAGCACACCAACGUACACAAACAGGUGGCGAUCUGCUUCCGGACGCCCCGCUAUCGGACACUGGACGUUGAACAUCAUGUGAUGGUGAACAUACAACUGAAGAGGCCAUCGGACGGUGCUACCAGUGAGCCGCUGCCAUUCGAGUUGACGCCGCUAGACUCAGGUAGGCGUAGAUUCUGGUCACUGAAGCGUGACAUACUGAAAAAUGCUUCUCCGGAAAAUGAAAUCUUCAAAAAGAUCCUCUUGGAUGGUGAAGUUCAGUUAGGAAACCCCCCGGUACAGGAAUCCGACGAAGUUAUUGUGUUAGAUACUCCAGUCGCCGAGAGCAAACCGAUCGUGACGGAGCAAAUUCCGAGCGAUCAGAAAACGACCGAAUGGAUCGAGCGAAACGAAUUCGACGAUAUCAACAACAAUAGCCCGGUUUCCAGUGAUGACAAUCAGUUGCUCUCCUCCAAUGAUUCCGUUGAACAGCAAGUUCCCAAAGAGGACGAAGAUAAGACUCUGAACGAACUGCUGGAACAGGUUGCCGAGCUCGACGAGAUCUACACUGAUCAUCAGCUUCGUCGCGAGAAUAUGAUCAUUGAAAACGAGUUGAAACUUCUGGAAAAGACCAUUCCUACGGGUUUGGACGGAACCGGAGAAAAGAUGGAUAUGGACGAUGUCUUCGAUGACGCCGCUACUUACACUAGUCUGCAACGUGCCUUCAAAAAUCCAGUUCCUCUUUCUUUAGGGCCUCCGGUUCCUCCAAGACCUCAUUUUCAGCUAGAGCUAGAACCCGGAGUCUACGAUGCCGUUGAACCCAUGCUUAUUUGUCCACCCUCCAUUGAAAUUGGCUCAUUGAAACGUGAAAGCAAAGAAGACGAAAAGCUUCCUCCUCUACCUCCCAAACGUGCUAAACCCAAUUCCCAGAACAAAGAAAAUGCCAACCUCGAUACCGGCGACGAAGCAAUUCUUCACAGUAUAAUUCGGAAAGGUUCCAUGCGUAGUUUAACCCCACGUCCUCAGUCUGAUCAGAUUAUUAUCAUGAAAUCUCCCGACAGUCCUCCUAAUAAGAAACUUCCUCCCACUCCGCCGGCCUCUCCAACUAAAAACGACUACGGAACAUUGCCCAAAACCAAAAAGUCCGGCUUCUUUUCAAAACUCUUCUCUCGCAAAAAGAGCAAGUCCGAUCUUUCCGCUAGUACAACUACUCUAACACAAAAGAGCACCCCUGGAGCAUCCAAGGAACCCAGCUUGGCCAACUUCGAUUCGAAUGAUUCCACUCGAGAUUCCGUUCGCAGUAAGACUUCGGCCGCAGAGAAAGGAGGCGAUAAACGAAAACAAGGCAAGCCGGUUGCUCGCAGUGUUAGCAGUGUCUCCCACAAACGGCCUACUACCGAGUCCAAUCCCGAUGUGAUCUACAUCCCUCUGAAGGGAGAUGGACCAACCAUUAACCUUCCGACCCGCACUGGCAGUGGCACUCAUCUGUCUCUUCCGGGAAAUGAUUCUUACGAUCGGGCCAGCACGGCUUCGCUUCCUCCCUUGGACCGAAGAGCCGUCAGUGCCCUACAGCUGGACGUUCCGAUCCAGGACGGCAAUAUGGAACUUGUGGCCAUUGCCGAUGCUCGCAGUAUAAAAAAUCUAGUCGAAGGAGAUUACGGCAUCAAACUAGAUCCCAGCGUGGACCUCACCGAAGCCGAACACUUCGCCCUCUACACCUCGAUAGCGCCCAAUGCUGCGCUGAGCGAGUUUGACGAAACCUCCGCCUACUACGCCCCGGUAGAACCCGGUCCCCUUCCAUACCUUCGCCCUAAUAGUACUGCUUACAGCGCCGAUGUCUAAGCAAAACACACCGAAAUCGUUUCGCAUCUCUAAUUUUACCCACAUCAUUUUUCUAAGACGAAUUUUAACCGCACACCACACUCAAAAUCAUCCUUUUUAUUGACAUACUGUACUUAUUUCCAUGUGUUUGUAGCCAAACGAAAGAAACGCAAGCCUAACCACUGGGGGGACACCCCAGAACAUAUGCCAGAAGCAGCCCGUAAGUGUCCUCCUGCCUCUUCCCUUGAUCUCACCCUCCUCAUCUCGUCGCUAUGCGCAUCGCUCUACACAUUAACACGCAUCCCUCGAACCGCCAUUCUAAUUU
This is a messenger RNA of Aedes albopictus (Asian tiger mosquito), 3575 nucleotides long. RefSeq names its product embryonic polarity protein dorsal (gene dl). NCBI's taxonomy places the organism in Eukaryota, Metazoa, Arthropoda, Insecta, Diptera, Culicidae. The transcript has 6 exons. Gene Ontology annotation, molecular function: RNA polymerase II cis-regulatory region sequence-specific DNA binding; DNA-binding transcription factor activity, RNA polymerase II-specific. Bases 620 to 3271 code for a protein of 883 amino acids. Gene Ontology annotation, cellular component: cytoplasm. The record is from RefSeq and is a predicted model, not a curated record. Gene Ontology annotation, biological process: cellular response to stress; positive regulation of transcription by RNA polymerase II; inflammatory response.